Molecule: messenger RNA, 4786 nt
Organism: Hyaena hyaena (striped hyena)
Lineage: Eukaryota; Metazoa; Chordata; Mammalia; Carnivora; Hyaenidae
Gene: TDRD9
Product: tudor domain containing 9
Exons: 36
Coding region: 1-4134 (1377 amino acids)
Cellular component (GO): intracellular anatomical structure
Molecular function (GO): RNA binding; ATP binding
Source: RefSeq, a predicted model, not a curated record
AUGCUGCGCAAGCUCACCCUCGACCAGAUCAACGACUGGUUCACUAUCGGCAAGACCGUGACGGAUGUGGAGCUGCUGGGCUCGCCGCCCGCCUUCCCGGCCGAGGCGGCCAGGGACGGGGCGCAGCGCACGGCUGCGGCCUCCGGCUUCAGCCCCGCAGCCGGGGCCCAGGCCCAGGCCCAGCCAGCGGCGUCCCGGAGGCCACUUACCCAGAAGAGCUCAGAAACGGAGUAUAUUAACAAAUAUAGACAACUCGAAGCACAAGAAUUGGAUAUGUGUGGUGGUGAUCAGUCCACCAGUGGGCCAGGUCCAAGGCCAUCUUUGGCUAAACUAAGCAAUGUGGAAUGCAUCCCAGAGACAACUUACAAAUAUCCUGAUUUGCCUGUAAAUCGAUGUAAGGAAGAGGUUCUUUCUCUGAUAGAAAGUAAUUCCGUGGUGAUCAUCCAUGGUGCCACGGGUAGUGGCAAAAGCACUCAGCUGCCACAGUAUAUCCUGGACCAUUAUGUUCAGCGCUCUGCCUACUGCAACAUUGUGGUCACCCAGCCCCGGAAGAUUGGGGCCAGCAGCAUCGCCAGGUGGAUAAGCAAAGAGCGCGCCUGGACGCUGGGUGGUCUGGUGGGCUAUCAGGUAGGGUUAGAGAAAAUAGCAACAGAAGACACCAAGUUAAUUUAUAUGACAACGGGUGUCCUGCUUCAGAAAAUAGUCAGUGCUAAGAGUUUGAUGGAAUUCACCCAUGUCUUCAUUGAUGAGGUACACGAGCGAACUGAGGAGAUGGAUUUCCUGCUGCUGGUAGUCCGCAAACUUCUGAGAACAAAUUCGCGUUUUGUGAAGGUAAUCCUAAUGUCGGCCACCAUCAACUGUAAAGAGUUUGCAGAUUACUUUGCUGUUCCUGUCCAGAACAAGAUGAACCCUGCGUACAUUUUUGAAGUGGAAGGAAAGCCCCAUUCCAUCGAAGAGUAUUAUCUUGACGAUUUGGAGCACAUCCACCACGGCAGGCUUUCUCUUCAUGUCCUGGAGGAGCCGGUGAUUACUAAGGACAUAUACGAAGUCGCCGUCUCCCUGAUCCAGAUGUUCGAUAACCUGGAUGUGAAGGACAGCGGGAACAAAGCCAGGUGGGGCACCCAGCUCGUGCUGGAGCGCAGCAGCGUGUUGGUGUUUUUGCCAGGUCUGGGUGAAAUAAACUAUAUGCAUGAACUUCUCACAAACAUAGUUCACAAAAGGUUACAGGUUUACCCGCUCCAUUCAAGUGUGACUUUAGAAGAACAGAAUAAUGUGUUUCUAAGUCCAGUUCCCGGGUACAGAAAGAUUAUUCUGUCCACCAACAUCGCGGAAAGCUCCGUCACAGUUCCGGAUGUUAAGUACGUUAUAGAUUUUUGUUUGACUAGAACUCUGGUUUGUGAUGAAGAUACGAAUUAUCAGAGUCUGCGAUUGAGCUGGGCCUCUAAAACCAGUUGUAAUCAGAGAAAAGGCCGUGCGGGAAGAGUGUCUAAAGGCCACUGCUAUAGACUGAUCCGCAGGGAUUUCUGGGACAGCUCCAUCCCUGAUCACGUUGUCCCUGAGAUGUUGCGUUGUCCAUUAGGAAGCACAAUACUGAAAGUGAAAUUACUGGACAUGGGUGAACCAAGAGCUUUGCUGGCAACGGCCCUUUCUCCCCCUAGUCUGAGUGACAUUGAACGAACCAUCCUUCUGCUAAAGGAGGUCGGAGCGCUUGCAGUGAGUGGGCAGAGAGAGGACGAGAGCCCCCACGAUGGCGAGCUGACCUUCUUAGGAAGAGUUUUGGCCCAGCUUCCUGUUAACCAGCAGCUCGGUAAACUCAUAGUCCUUGGUCACGUGUUUGGGUGUCUCGACGAAUGUCUCAUUAUAGCCGCAGCACUUUCCUUGAAGAACUUUUUUGCGAUGCCUUUUAGGCAGCAUCUUGAUGGAUACAGGAACAAAGUGAAUUUCUCCGGCAGCAGCAAGAGUGACUGCAUUGCACUUGUUGAGGCGUUUAGAACUUGGCAGGCUUGCAGACAGAGAGGAGAGCUUCGGCACCCGAAGGAUGAACUUGACUGGGGACGGUUAAAUUACAUUCAAAUCAAGAGAAUUAGAGAGGUGGCUGAGUUAUAUGAAGAAUUGAAGAAUCGGGUCUCACAGUUCAACAUGUACGUGGACUCUCGGCGGCCUGUCGUGGACCAGGAGUACGUCUAUAAGCAGCGGUUCAUCCUGCAGGUUGUAUUGGCAGGUGCUUUUUACCCAAAUUACUUCACUUUCGGACAGCCUGACGAGGAGAUGGCGGUGAGGGAACUGGCCGGCAAAGACCCGAAGACCACCGUCGUGCUGAAGCACCUCCCUCCCUACGGAUUUCUCUACUAUAAACAACUACAGUCUCUCUUUAGACAGUGCGGUCAAGUCAAAUCCAUUGUAUUUGAUGGGACAAAAGCCUUUGUGGAGUUCUCACGUAACCCAACAGAGAGGUUUAAAACCCUCCCUGCGGUGUACAUGGCGAUCAAGAUGUCUCAGCUGAAGGUCGCCCUGGAGCUGAGUGUCCACUCAGCGGAGGAGAUUGAGGGCAAGGUGCAAGGAGGGCCCGUCUCCAAGCUCAGGAACACAAGGGUGAAUGUGGACUUCCAGAAGCAGACAGUCGAUCCUAUGCAAGUCUCAUUUACGACAUUAGACAGAUCCCAGACGAUUAUGGAUCUCCUCUUAACAAUUGAUGUCACAGAGGUGGUUGAGGUGGGACACUUUUGGGGAUACAGGAUCGAUGAAAAAAACUCCAAGAUCCUGAAAAAGCUUACUGCUGAAAUAAACCGACUGAAGUUGGUUCCCUUGCCCAUCCACCCACACCCAGACCUGGUCUGCCUCGCUCCUUUCGCCGAGUUCGAUAAAGAAAGCUACUUCAGAGCUCAAAUCCUGUAUGUUUCCGGGAAUUCUGCUGAGGUAUUCUUUGUAGACUACGGCAACAGGUCUCACGUGGAUCUGGACCUUCUAAUGGAGAUUCCCCAUCAGCUGCUGGAACUCCCAUUUCAGGCGUUGGAAUUUAAGAUCUGCAAGAUGCGCCCGUCCGCCACGUCCCUCGUGUGCGGCGAGCGCUGGAGCGCCGAGGCCGGCCGCCGCUUUGCCUCCCUGGUGAACGGCUGCGCCCUCCUCGUGAGGGUCUUCUCCGUGGUGCACGGGGUCCUGCACGUGGACGUGUACCGCUGCGCGGGGGCCCCGGCCGCCAUCAGCGUGAGAGACAUCCUCAUCCAGGAGGGCCACGCCGAGCUCGCCGAGGAGCCCUAUGAGUCCAGACAAAGCCACGAGGCUCUCAAGGGUCUCCUCUCCAAGCCCGUGGAAACCGUAGCUGACGCAUCCGUGUCGUCACCUGUGAAAGAUGAAGAGAAGUACCUGAUACAGAUUUUGUUGGAGAGCUUUUCUUCUAAUAAACUGGGCACCCCCCACUGCAAGGCAAUGCUUCACGGGCCUUUUAACCCUUAUGAACUGAAGUGUCAUAGUUUGACCAGAAUAUCCAAGUUCAGGUGUGUAUGGAUCGAGAAGGAAAGCAUCAACUCUGUCAUCAUCAGCAACGCGCCCGAGGACCUUCAUCAGAGGAUGCUGGUUGCAGCCUCCCUCUCGGUCAACGCAACCGGGUCCACCAUGCUGCUGAGAGAGACGUCUCUGAUGCCGCACAUCCCCGGCCUCCCGGCCCUCCUCAGCGCGCUGUUCGCACCCGUGAUGGAGCUCAGGGUUGAUCGGGAUGGAAAAAGCUAUACUGGAAUCCUUUGUGGUCUGGGGUGGAAUCCAACCACGGGAGCCCCUAUCCUACCAGAGCAUGACAUUGAGCUAGCAUUUGACGUCCAGUUCAACGUGGAGGACAUCAUAGAGAUUAAUAUUCUCAGGGCUGCUAUUAAUAAGCUGGUGUGUGAUGGACCAAAUGGAUCGGAGUUUCUUGGGCCAGAAAGAGUUGCACAGUUACAGGAUAGCGCUCGUCAGAAACUUCUAGGUUUGUUCUGUCAGUUGAAACCAAGGCAGAGGAUCGUCCCUAAGUGGCACGAAAAGCCGUACGAAUGGAAUCAGGUGGAUCCAAAGCUGGUCAUGGAGCAGGCUGACCGAGAGAGCAGCCGAGGGAAGAACACCUUCCUCUACCAGCUUCACAAAUUGAUUGUUCUCAGUGCCUAGGUGUGCCAGCAGGCUGUGCCCCGGCUCCUCUCUGAGGGACCGGAUCCGCCACAGAGCGGGCCAUUAAAGGCUCCGUCUGCAGACUGACUUUUCUCUGUAUCUGAGCAUUACAGCCUUUGGCUACUGCAUCCAAAAGGUCUUCCCCAUCCUGGUUCCUCUUCUCUGUGGGUGGUGGCUGGAGAGUGGUAUUUCUGUUCAGGUGGGAAGGAUUGGAAAGUCUAGUCUUUUCAAGAAAUAGAAAAUCACCAUGUUAAAGAUUCUGGGAUAAAACCAUCCUGAAAGAAGGCUUUGUUUGGAAAAAGAGCUAUAUUUUGCUUUAAAUUUGUUAAAGAGGUAUAGCUGAUCUUGCAUGUAAGGUUCCAGAAUGUGCUAGUGUGUUCUAUUUUGUUAUAGUGAUUUAAACCUGGGAUACAGGCAGAACCACAAACACCAAACCCCACAGUGGGGAGCUGCGUGUUUCUCAAAACCAUGUGGCAUUCUCUAAUUUUCUUUUCCACGAGGGAAAAUAUUUAAUUUUGGUAAAACUAACUUCAGUGUGUACAUUUUACAUUUUUACUUACAUUGCAAUUUUGAGUCCAGAUUUUGGAAAUCAGAGAGAUCACCUGGCAACUAGUAUUAAUCUGUGUUAAAGCAAUAAAAGCAUUAGACUUCA